UUUCAAUUAUAUCAUAUAUAUAUACAAAUUUACACUUGCUUCUUAAAAACUUAAAAUUAACAUCUGAGACAAUCUUUUAACGACGAAUGAAUGAAACAUUUUGGCCAUUGGGCUAGUAAAUCAAAGGCCCACCUUAAACAUCAAACUUCUGAAUUCUGAUUCUCUCUUUCUCUCUCCUGUUUGGGUCUUCUCUUCUGCUUUCUUCACACUUUGCGCAUCUUCUUCUCCGGCGAUCCCAAAACCUCCAUUAACGGACCUUCUUCUUCUUCUUCUCUGAAACUCCAUCUUCAACAACCCUAAUUUAUUCUCGUACAAUUUUUCAUUCUCUCUCCUCUUCGAUUCAUCUUUGAGGAGGAUUGAGAAUAUUGAGGGAUGAUUACGAGGCAUAAUCUAGCGGAGCAGCUCAGAGAGUACCAGGUUCGAUCCAAACAUGAUUGGGCUUCUGCUUCUUUCUUCUCUUCCACUUCCAAUUUCACUUCUAGCAGGGUGGAUAUAGUGAUCUUCGUGAUUUGGGAGCUCGUCAUUCUUGCAUUCCUGGUUUUCUCAGGAGUCUCGCUGUAUUUCAGACAUGUGCAACUUGCGUUUGUUUUGUUAUGUGUCACAUUGUUGCUACUUCUGUGCAUGAAAGUCACAAAGCAAAUACGUUUGGCACGUAAGAAGAAACGAAGGAUGCUUCUACCAUUAUCAAUGUAACGUCCUUUAGGAAUAUUCCAUCUGUAAAAAUGUGAGAUUUUACCCAAUUUUAUUGUUCAAUUUUGCUCUUUUUUUUUUAUUGGCAUCGGAGUUCAUUUAAAGCAGCUAAAGUAGAUGGUAGUUGUGAUUUGUGUCAAUCUGAUGACCGCCAAGAGAUCUCAAGCCUGCUAUAUGAAGCAAUGUGUCACAAAGCAAAUACUGUGCUGCGGUCUAGUAUUGUCGCAUUAAAUCUGGACAGUCGGUAUUGAGGCAUUUACACACACUAUGGGUGGCUACUAUGGUCCAUGAACUUUGCAUACAAAGGGCUGUAAGAUUGUGGAACUUGUACACAUCACUGCACAUUACAUAAGCCAGGGGCAAGUUAUUCUGGUGUGUUAAAAUUUACAAUGCUCAGUUAUAUCUGGUUAUGCCAAGCUGUAUUCUGCUGCCUAAUUUGGACAUCUUCCUAUUGCUCAUCUGGCUUGAAAAAAGUGGACUGGCAUCCCUUUGAUAGCUAUACUCCAUAUGGCUCCAGUCACUAGCAGAAUGCUCAGAAGUAUCCCAAAACAUCCUAGCCCCCAGUUAAGGUACCACAUAAAGCCGAACUCUCGGGGUUUCUUGAUCUUUAUCCACAUGAAACAGGGAUAUGCUAGGGCGAGAGGCAGAGUUAGGCCUCCUAGAAGACCUGCCAAACUUGGCAAGAAUGGUACUGUAAAUGCUAUGAAGACUGUUAAGCAUCCGAAGAAGGCCCUGAUUCCUGAUCUCAACCAACGAGGGCAUGAUUUCUUCUUGCUGCUUGUGAACCGGAACUCCAAAUUGUCGAACACCGGCAUUGCAUAUAUUUGGAACGAGCUGAGACAAUGAAUCACGAUGAGCAGGCUUGUGAGACACAGUAGAAACUUGGAAGUGUCGUGCCCAUGGUAUUCAUACAUGACUUUUAUUAGCCCUUCAUUUGUAGGUAUAAUCUAUAGCAAUAGAAAACCAAAUUAGCAAAAAGGGAAAGUUGACUUCAAGCAGGUUCUUGUAUUGGCUGAGUUAAAUUUCAUCUGGUUACAAAGUGUUAUAAACGGAACUGCGGGAACAAAAACAGUAAGAACAAAGUUACCGAAAAAUAGACUGAGUCGCGGACUAUGUCGCUUUCUUUAGAACAUUCACGGCACUGCCCUGGAAAGGUGCAAGCAGUUCGUACUAAACCGGAUGUUCCCCAGGAUAAAACAGCCUUUCUCUAUUGAAAUUAUACCGGUGGAACUGCACAAAACCACCGGGCAACUAAACACCCAAAAAGAAAAGAAACUGCUCGAGGGUUUUGUUUUUGUGAGGAAAAAUAGAGAGGAGAAGAAGAUUGCUGUUCGUAUUUUUUGUGUAUCAAAAACAGGAAAUCAACACGCCUUUUAUAGGAAAAAUUGCAACGUAACUGCUGCUGUUUAAUUAGGCACUAAUCACGCAAUUAAAACGGUCAUAAG
This is a messenger RNA of Chenopodium quinoa (quinoa), 2135 nucleotides long. RefSeq lists its product as uncharacterized. The transcript has 2 exons. The record is from RefSeq and is a predicted model, not a curated record. The coding region runs from base 373 to 693 and encodes 106 amino acids. NCBI's taxonomy places the organism in Eukaryota, Viridiplantae, Streptophyta, Magnoliopsida, Caryophyllales, Amaranthaceae.